Molecule: messenger RNA, 1525 nt
Organism: Melanotaenia boesemani (Boeseman's rainbowfish)
Lineage: Eukaryota; Metazoa; Chordata; Actinopteri; Atheriniformes; Melanotaeniidae
Gene: nuf2
Product: UF2 component of NDC80 kinetochore complex
Exons: 13
Coding region: 113-1477 (454 amino acids)
Biological process (GO): mitotic spindle organization; attachment of mitotic spindle microtubules to kinetochore; meiotic chromosome segregation
Cellular component (GO): kinetochore; Ndc80 complex
Molecular function (GO): protein-containing complex binding
Source: RefSeq, a predicted model, not a curated record
GCGCCGUCUGGGCCUCAACAAGGAAGUUGAAUGAAGGCGCCAAUUUUGUAUCGUAGUUUACUUCGGAAGGAUUUUUCUGUUAUGUGCAGUUAGUGGCGCUUAAACUGCGGCAAUGACUGAAAACACAUUCCCCGUCUGCAAUGCGGAUGCGAUAGUGAACUUUUAUCGAACUGAAGUUUUAACUGGUCAAGAGUCCAAACAUUUCUCUAAGGGCGACCUGACUCCGGCUCCGAAGCGAGAAACUGUUCAGACUUUGUACAUGAGAGUUCUGCAUCUCCUGUACCGCUUCAGGCCCGAGUGCCACUCACUGGUCCCACUUCUGGAGAACAUUCAGUAUCCGGUCUAUCACGAGAGCGCCACGGCCAUCAUGAGUGUGUACACGCGCAUGCGGCAGUUCCUGCCCGUGUGCUUGGUUUAUGAUUUUUCCCUCAACGACCUGCUCGCUCCAAAGAAGCAGAGGACUCUGACCAUUCUGAGCGCCAUCAUGAACUUUCUGCACUUCAGGAAGCAGAGGAUGGAGAUGAUCCUGGAGAAACAGGCCAAAUUUAGAGCGGACAUGGACCGACUGCAGGCUUACAACAAAGCCAAUUUAGAGGCAGAGAAGAAGAUUGAAAUGCUGACGACCAUCCCUCCAGAGCAGCAGGCCGAAGCAGACGAGCUGGCAGCCGCUCUGUCGGAGCUGCAGACCUCCACCAUGCAUGAAUACCAGGACGUGAACGCUAAAAACGACAGCAUUGCAGAGUGGAAAGCCAAGAUCGCAGAGAAAACACAGAAACUGGCUCAGGUAAAAGUGGAUGUCAGCAACCUGAAAGAGGACAUCGGCAAACUCAAGUCUCAGAUUGUGGAGUCUCCAGAGGAGCUGAAGAGCCAGAUGGAGAAGAUGAGGGAGAACGUCAAGAACAUUAAGACUACCAAAGAAGCGACAGACGAGUGCGUGGUGGAGCUUCAGAACAUGGUGCAGGGUGUAACUCAGACCGAGGCCGAGAUCCAGCAGAUGUACAGCCUCCUUCAAGACCUGGAAUGCAGCAUGAACAACAGCAAGCAGCGGCAGGAGGAGGGCCAGGAGCUGAUGGCUCAGUACGAGAAGAAGCAGAAGGAGCUGAAGAACCUGUGCGUGGAGGAGGGCCAGCUGAAGCGAGCGCUGGGCAUGAAGCUGGACAAGGAGUGCAAGCAGAACAUCCGCAGACAGAAGAAGAGAGAGAUGAAGGAGCAGCACGUUCAGGAAGUCUUGGGGCAGUGCAACCAAAUCCACCAGAAGCGCGAGGACAUGGCCGACAAGAUUCAGGAGAUUUCCGGAGAGACGCAGCAGCUGAAGGCCAAGAUCAAGAGCCUGAGAGACGUCUGCAGCGAGGAGACGGAGAAAGCUCAGGCGCUGUACGACACGCUGUCCACCUCCAUGGAUGAGCUGCACAAGAGGAUCGAGAUGCACGUGGCCGACCUGAAGCUGAACGUCACCAGGAUGUCCGCAAACUUCUAGCCUCGUUAGAAACCUGUCUUUCAUCAAAAUAAAAGUGAAUCUUCUUGU